Molecule: messenger RNA, 7963 nt
Organism: Lytechinus pictus (painted urchin)
Lineage: Eukaryota; Metazoa; Echinodermata; Echinoidea; Temnopleuroida; Toxopneustidae
Exons: 2
Coding region: 732-3275 (847 amino acids)
Biological process (GO): response to endoplasmic reticulum stress
Cellular component (GO): protein phosphatase type 1 complex; endoplasmic reticulum
Molecular function (GO): protein phosphatase regulator activity
Source: RefSeq, a predicted model, not a curated record
ACAGUCGAACCGAGUCGGCCUAGCCUGCCGACACGCCGGUCAUUUUAUCUCAUGAAUACACUCUCAAUAUGACUGCCAAUGUAAUUUCGUAAUCAUGAAUUUCUGCACGUAGUAUUCGAACACCAAAAGCUUACACUUGUGUUGUAUUUUCUUCAAGUUUUCUACGAUAAGAAAUGGAUGUGGAAGAUUUUUCAAUUGUUUUGUCCGAAACCGCAAAUUGUGAAAAUAACUCUGAUAUCGUCAACAACUUGGAUUUUCCUGAACAAUAUGUUGCACUUGCAGACACCUCUCAAAUUUUUCGUUUAACUGUGCCAUCGACUGUGUACAAAGUGAAUGGUGAACAGAAUUGUAAGCGCUGUAUGAAUGGAUGUAGGCUGAUGAGGCCAACGACAACGUUUCCUCAUGUUUUAAAAACCCUUAAUUCGCACGCAAGCCCUCCUAUCUGCCGUUCCAGUAAGAUGAAGUUUACAUGGCAUGCUUGGCAUAGUUUAUCUUUCAUGUCUUCAUUUCAAGUUCAUGAAUAUCCUUCUCUUGUUCCUCAUGAAAAUGCUGGUGCCAACAACAUGGCCCAUCUUGAAAAUGUGAAUUAUCAAGUUCAACUUCAAAUUGAUCUUUGAUAGAGCUAAGAUAUAUAUUAGACUAAUAAUUCUAGACACUAAUAAAUCAGAGACUAAAUUUCUGAAGUUUCAAACAUGAAUUCUCUUUAAUUUUUCUACAAGCGAAUUGUAAAAAUGGCAGACGUUGCAGUCCGUAAUUAUAGAAUGUCUCGUGGACAUCAUAGACAAAACUCUGAGAAGCAAAAUUAUAGCUACACAAGUGGACGAGGGAAUCCCUGUGCACAAAAAUAUCAAAGAAAGAAUCCGAGCUGGAGUGAUCAGAAUCGGCCAACUUUCUUCCGUUUGGAUAGCACUGGAGAGAAUUCAGGAAGCAGCUGCGAGGAUUUGAACGGAGCAAUUUCCCCAGAAAUUCAACAAGCAUCUAAUCGCUGCCAGCCUAGAUUUAAACCGCAGGACAAUACGUGUACUCAUCAAGGUGUUGGUCUACUUGACAAAGUCAAAUCUGCCUUUGGAGCGUCAAAUCAAACUUGGAAUCCUCCUCGGAGGGAGACGACCAGAAACUUGAUGCAGUCGCAGGGGACCCUGCCAAGUAGUCCAGACUCACAUCUUGCCACUUUAGAUUCUGUAGCAGAAAAGUUAACCAACAUGAGCAUGCCAAAACAUCCUCCGCAUUGGGGUAACCCGAUGGCAAACUCGCAGCAGAGUAGCCAGAGGGGUCCUCCCCGUCAUAACGCCCAAGGCCAGUGGGGACGGACUUUUGUUCCGCAGGAUAGAGGCCACGCCCCAAUCUUCCAUCCUUACCAGGGAAUGAACCAAUCCCCUUUUCUGGCAUCGACACAAAAUUAUCAAAGGAACUUCUACAGUAGUAAUCCUUGGCAUCAAAUGAUGGAUGGGAAUAAUCAAUGUCAUCCUCCUUUUGAUCAGGGAUUCCAUCACUUUGCUCCCCCUCCUCCUCCUUUUCCAUGGCAACAGUUGCUAGGUCCCCAGAUGAUGCAAGGGUUUGCCCACCAGGGACCAAUGAAUAGAAACCAGUGGGCUCGAUCUCCUCCAAAGAAGCCUAAGUGGAAUAAUGGACAUGGAAGUCGGCAAAGAACAUUUCCUCAGUCAAAGCCCAAGUCUCAGUCUCGAUGCCGUGCUGAUCAUAGCAGUUCUUCUGUAACAUCCUCCUCUGAAACAUGUGUCCAAAUCUCCAGUCAAAUCAGAUCAUGUAUUGACAAGACCGUUGAUGUACAUGUACAGAUCAACACAUCUGAGGUUAAAAGUGAUGAAACAUUAGUGACUGCUGACUGUGGUUCAGAAGAAUUCAUAGGACAUGUAGUUGACAGUUGUGCAAUAAAUUCACAAGAACUGGCAGAAGACUUAGUAAAGACUUGUCAAUCUGAGGAACGUGCAGGUAUUGCAAUUCUUAGUGACCGCAGCAAGUCAAAUACUUCAUGUCUCUUGGUAAAAGCAAAUGAGAAAAAUGUUGCUGUUCAAGGUGAAAAUUGUCAAACUACCAAUGAGCGUAAAGAUGGCAGUAAAAAGAAUGAAGAAAGCGAGUUUAAUGAGCGACACUCAUCGAUUGAACUUAUUCUCGCCGACUACAAGGUACAAUCCAGCACUCAAGAUAAAGAGAUGGCUCUUUCAUCCAGCAGUGAUCCGGAAUCAGGAAGUGAUUCAGACAGUGCAGUAGAGGCAAAUGCAGAUCUUUGGGAGAGUUUCACAGCAAGCGAUGACCCAUACAAUCCUCUAUGUGGCUGGCGCUGUAGUGACAGUAUUCAGCAGGGUCACCCUGGCAAGAAGUCGUCUUUCCAAGACUGCCACAUAGACUCUGGAACAGAUGAGGGGGACAAUUGGUCAGAGACGGAUAGUGAUGAUGACUAUGAUAGUGGGGAUGAUAGUCCUGUUGACGAUGUUGACACCGGUCUUCCAAGAUCAUUCAAGCUGUCUAAUCCUCAGCUCCAGGAACUGAGAGACAGCCUCUCCUCGACACCCAAAGAGAAGCCAGAUUCUGCUUCUGGUCAUCACCCUUCAGUGGCCUUUAUCCUUGGUUCAACCUCAAGUUCAUCCGAUGACGAUGACGAUGACUGGGACACUCUUGAUGAUCCCUCUACCUUAGAGGAUGAUCCUCUCUGGGACUCGUUCAACAGAGCAAGGGACCCGUACAGUCCCAUGGAGGCCUGGAAAUGCCAUGAUUCUAAUUUGUCUUCCACCGUUCCCGCCCCAAGCCCUUCAACCCCAAUGAGAAAAGACUCCGUUGAAGGACAAAGGACUUUGUUGCUAGCAUCAACAGAACAGAAAGAGACACUACCUCAGAUAUGUGAGGGAUUGCCUUCCAGGGACAGUGACGUUGAAAUCUUUGAUAUUGCUACUAUCAGGGUCCAUGGGGCCCGAGAUGAUAUCGACCUUGGAUCACCCACAGUCGCUGAAGGUUCUAUGAAGCGUGUUGCCAGUGCCAGCUGUCUAAGGAGGUACCAGUUGACUCCUCAAGACAAGGCUUUCAAAAAGGUUCGCUUCUGCCCCGACUCGUCUUUCAUUGUCCUUGUCGAGAAGGAUCCAGCGUCCUGUGAAACCAACCCCACCCAGGCCUCAGAGAACGACUGGCAAGCCUGUGCAAGGGAUAGGAUGAGAUUCAAGGCACGCAUUGAUCAACUCUGUCAUGUACUUGACCCUGUUCUCACAAACACACAUCGGGAACAAGUCUACGCAUCUCGAAUGGCAGAGGGGGAGGACAGAUGACACCUAGACGAUCAAGGUGUAAAUUGAUUAUUAUUUCCCUAAAUGUAUUCUAUAAUAUUCUAUAUAUUUGCUCCAUUUAUUCUCUCAUAAUCAGUUUUAUUUAUAUUUUAAGAGUUAAUAAUUGAUAACACUAUAGAAAACAUCUACAUGUAUAGCAAUGUUAAGGUUGGGGUACUAAAUAUAGGAUAUGUGGUGGAUACAUGUACAUGUUUGUGCAACAGAGAAAACCCCUUUUCUUACUCUCAAAUUUCUGUUCUUGCCUUCCCUUUACAAUAGCAAAUGGAUACUUUUCAACUUGCAUAUGAUGUUUAAAUGUUUCUCACAGUCAAAGUUUCUAGUUUUAAGGAGACACUCAAACACCAUCUUUUUUAAAAUUAGCCUGUUCAAAUGCUCGCAUUUUACCCACAGCACACACAUGUACUUACUAAAUUUGGGAUCAAGUGCAUCUUAUGUCUUUAGAAUGGGGAAGAAAACAUAAUUAUGAUUUUUUAUUUCGGACAGUUUGUAAUGAUUUGAGUUUACAGGUAUUUUGGCCUUUUACUUUAAUUACAUGUAGAAUCUGUUAUUUACACGGUACCUUUUUCCCUCUCUACAUCACAUGUAAGUCAAACAGAUGUUUGUGGUCCCGACUCUUGGGGCAUUUGUCUUGGAACAGCCAUUUUCCUGUUUUAGAUACCCCUUCCUGAUUGUAUGGCAAUAUUUCAUUUUUUUUCAUAUUGCCUUUGAGUUUAAUAUAGAUAUCUUGUUUUUUAAAAAUGUAACUAACUCUAAUUCAAUUUGUCCCUUUUUUGUUGUAGAUUUGGGUAAUGUAACAUAAAAGUUUAUUUGAUUUUUCAAUUGAUUUAAUAUUCUAGCUACAUGCAUUCAUUUGCAUGAACCAGGAGAAUAAUCAGUUGUAAAUAAUUGCUUACUGAGCCCUUAUAUUUCUUUUUUUUUUGUUGUUGCAUGUUUAAAUUAAGUGCCUUUUUCUAGUAAAUUGUAUUCUUGUUAUUUUCAUCAGGUUGGUGUUUCAUAAAGCUGUUCGUAAGUUACGGGCAACUUUAAGAAUGACGGGUGAUCCUUUCUUAAGCGCUAAAUAAUUACCAAUGAACAUUUAGUGGUGGAUAUCAUUCACCACAAGAAAGGGUCACCUGUCGUUCUUUAAAGGAGAAUGAAACCCUUGAGACCAGCUGAAUCCAUAUCAAAGAGAAAAAUCAAAGAAACAUAUUGUUGAAAGUUUGAGGAAGAUUGAAUGAAUAAUAAGAAAGUUAUGAGCAUUUGAAUAUUGAGAUCACUAGUGCCAUGUAGAUCCUCCCAUCGGCAAUGCGACCAAGAUCUGUGAUAUCACACACGUACAACUCCCUCAUAAAUUUAGUACUUAUUUAACUUAUAUUCUCACUUUUAUAGAGUCUAUCACAAGGUGAGGUGUUCUCUUUAUGAGAUGACAAGUACAGAGGUUUCACAACAUUAUAUCAUUGAUGAAUCGUUUGUCAUAUGAUUAGAAUGAGCAAAAAGAGAUGUUUUGGGGUAUAUUUUCAGUGUCCAAAUGGGAGAGUUGUACGUGUGUGACAUCACAGAUCUUGGUCGCAUUGCCAAUGGGAGGAUCUCCAUAGCAUUAGUGAUCUCGACAUUCAAAUGCUCAUAACUCUUUUAUUGCUAGUCCUAUUUUACUCAAAGUUUUGUUGAUCUUAUUCUUUGAUUUUUCUGCUUUCACAAAAGCUAACUUGCUCCAAGAGUUUCAUUCUCCUUUAAGUGAUUCUUAACUUUAGAAGUAUGAACAGCUUUACGAAACGCCCCCAGGACCUUUACCCAGUUUGAACACAAAGCUUAGCGCUUGAUCGCAGGGCUGGUAUUUUCAAGUAUGACGACAUUGAUCAUUGUGUGCAAUCAAGCAUACAAAUUAGCUGUAUGAUCAAUGACUAGAUUUUGUGUGGCUGGAUCCUGAUUCCUGAUGAUGGCAUUACAUGUACAUGUGCAUACGCAUGAUGUGGGCAGCUUUUGUCUUUACAUGUGCAAUUGUGCAUUACAUGUACACUACAUGUAUACACAGGGAAUACUUUUGCUUUACAGAUUUGAAUAGCAUUUUGGGUCAUAAGAGAAAAGCUCUCAACUAAGUAAUGUACAGUCCUAUGUAAACAUAUGCUAUACAAAAGACUUUAUGCAUAGCAGUCUUUCAAAAAUGUGGAGCAAAUUGCGAUGCGAUACCAGGAAAAUUAUCCCCCGAUACAUGAAGUGGAUUUCAAAUUGAAUUUAUCAUAAGUUUACAUGAGGGUUAACAUGGGUUCUUUUUGAUGGAAUAAUAAUAAGUCGGAAGUGGCAAUUAUAACUAGUAGUAGAGGUACAAGUAAAAGAAAUAUAACUUGUGUAGAAACUGCUUUUAAAUUUGUACUUAAAAUAAAGUUUAUAGGGAUUGAGUAUUUUUUCUUGACCUACAUGAUAUGAUCAUUUACAUCAGUUUACAGCACAAUUAUUCAGUCACACUUACGAAUUAUUUCAUUGUAGGGACUAGGGGGUCGAUGUGGCUGUAAUGUGAUUCACAUGAAAUGUAAUGCACAUGUACACUGGGGUAGUAAAUGUGUCCCCAGCUCCCCAACCCAUGCAUGUACUGUAUGCCUAACUACACCUGUUUUCAUUUCACAAACGUACACAUCAACAUGUAUGGGUAUUUAUGCACUGUGACAAGUGAUGCCAGUAACACGAGUGGAAUUUGCUGGUAUGUGUAUGUACAUGUACACAGAGUACUGUGUAUACUACACUACCACAUCAUAUUGAAAUAGUUAAAUGUAAGAAUAUACGUUUUUGUCAAGUGAUUUUCAUAUACAUGUACAUGUAUGACUCAGGACCAUAAAUAUCCAGUAUCAAAGAUGAUUAGUCUAAACCACUUAUCUUGGUUUAAGACCACAUAAGGGCCGUCUGCACCAUCCCGAGUUUUCAAAUUAGCGCGAUAUUUCUGAUCCGGCAAAUUAUCCCGAUCUGAACAAUUUCGAGAUUAUUUGCAAUGGAGACGCAAUUAUCGUGCUAGUUCGUAGGAUUAAUCUCGAGAUUGCAAUCCCAAGUCAACUUGGGAUUAUUUGCAAAAUAGCGCGCUAUUUUACGAAUAAUUGCGCUAAUUCGCCGGUGCAGACACACUCGGGAUUAUUUAUUCACGGCGUCAGACCAUAGUGCAUCGAUGCCUCGCUCGAGCAGGAAUCGCUCUUCUUGCCAUGGUGGAGACGGGGUUUCUUGAAUCUCGAGAUUAAUCGCGAAGAGGGCCGAUCGGGCUAAAAUCUCGAGAUUGAGCAAACUCGGAAUGGUGGAGCACCGCCUAUAGAGUUCAACUGCUUGUAAAUUGAUUACUAGUAGACCAAGUGGCUUUAAAAAGAUUGUUCUGGACAUCCUCAAGUCCCUUCAUGUUUAUUACCAUGCAGUUUAACUUUUACAUAUUACAUGUAACUCUGUGUGUUUGGAAGUGGGUUACACUUUGUGUGUGUUCUGAUCAGUCACCACUGUCAUAGUCGGAUGUUAAAACCUAGAAUGACAUUUUGCACAUACAAGCGGGAACAUUCUUUUGACUAGGAAGAGUUCUGCACAGAUAUUCAGAGACUGUUUUCAGACAAUAUGAGCAGAGGUCACCUCAAUUGCCAUAUAAAAUACAGCUUUUUCUAAGUAACGCUCAUAAUUUUUUUUAGAUAAGAGGUUUCAGCACCCCAGUUGCAAUAUAAUGUGAAUGAGUUCAUAUUUUAUCGGUUAUCUAUUGUUUGUACUAUCAUUUCAGUCAAUAUAUCUUGUUUGUUUUGAUCCUUGUAGCCUUGCAUAGGUCACCAUAAAAAAAUGAUGCAAUAGAGUGACAAUGCACUCUGAUUAGUAUGUGUUCAACUAAAGGCAUACAUUUGCUGGGAAUUAGAGGCCUACAGUCCUACACAUCACCUCAGAAUUCAAUUUCAUCAAAAAGAAUGAUUGUAAUAGCAAAGAAUGUUUUUGUGGAAACCAUUUCAUGAAAGUUGUAUAAAGCUCUUGUUUAUUUCAGUAAAAUCCUUGGUUUUGAUUGGUUGAAAAUUGCCAUUCUUUGACUGUUACUAUGGUAACUGUCGGAGAUUGGGAAUGGCAACUUGCCAGUGCUGGCAACCUUAAUGAAAAAAUGUCCAUGUCAUAAAAAAUGAUAACUGUUUGAAUUCUAUUCAGCCUUAUUUACAAAUGUAUUGCUAUCUUUUUACUGAAGUACGGUGUUUGAUUUUCAGUUCUUAAAGUUAGAUAUUUUAUGUCCAGAUUAUAUUUUCUAUCUAUGUAGCCUAAACAUAUCAAAGCUUUCAUUGAUUGUCAUUGGAAUUUAAUGGGGUGUAGAUUUUUCUUUUGGAAAAAAGAAAGAAAAACUUGUUAUUCUGUUCGCUUUAUUUCAUUUUGACAUGAGAAAACAAAUUUCAUUUGAAAACUACAAGUCAGGUUUAUUGAUAUAUUUGAUCGCAUAAUUUGACAAAACUCUUGAUUCUGAAAUAACAAUGACAAAAAUCUUUUUGAAAAAUGCUGUUUCUUAUACAGGUACAUUGUGAAAUUAAUAUCUUUGGAGGAAAUUAAUUGAUUUUACUUGAGCAGUUGAUAUUUGAGUCUAAAAUGAUUGGGAAAUUACUAGAGUACUACUGAAAUUGAAACUAUAUGUAUGUUCUGAAACUGAAGUAUGUCAAUAAUUAACAAAAUAUAUCUGAAGGAAAUUUGAUUAAUUCAACAAUUUGAAA